UUCCCUGGCCGGCUCUCAGGCCCCUCUGUCCGCAGCCCGGCCCCCGGCGGAGCGCGAGCAGCGGGAGCCCCAUGUACGGCGUGGAGGACCUUCUCGUCUCGCACGGCUACAAGCUGGCCCGCGACAGGAGCGCCCCCAACCUCAGCGGCGGCCAGGGCCGGCCCCGGGUGCGAGGCGCGACGAUGGGCCCAGGCCUGCAGAACGGUGUGGAGCACGGCACCGCGACCCCGGGGAGGAGGCACGGGAGCACCUGUGAGAGCAGCCCCAGCCUUCGAGGGGAGCAUCGCGGAGCAAGGAAGGCCGGGCCCCGGGAGGGGUCUCACAGGCAGCCGGUGCUGGUGUGGGCCUGGGAACCCCAGCCCGGCCUGGACCAGCCCUACUGGAGACGGCAGGCCCCGGGCCUAGGGACGCAGCAGGACGUGCAGUCCUGGAGCAUGGCAGAAGCCCACGGCCUGCCCGCGGCCACUCCUGGUCACCCCUGGCCUGCUGGGAGGAGGAGUGAGGACACACUGUGGACAGAGGGGGCCCUGCCCACUGCCCCAACCAACUGCCCCUGGCCCUCCGGAAGGAGUGAGGAGGCACCGAGGACUCUGUGGACCGAGGGGGCCCUGGAGGGCUGGGACCGGCGUCUGGCCCGGCAGGUGUCUCCCAGCGACGGGGAGAGCUGGCCACACGCUCUGGCCGCCCACAGCAGAGGCAAGUCACGCUCACUGCCCCGGGUGCUGGCCCCCGAGAGCCCCGGCACCGUGGACACCCCCCCGUCCCUCCCGGGGCACAGCGUCCCAGCCCCCCGGCCCAGGUUCGGCAAGCCCCUGCAGCCUGGCGGCUCCCCCAGGCCCCCCAGCGACACCCUGGCUGGCCCUCAGCCGGACCCCGGACCGGAGCCCCCGUUGUACGUGCCCCCACCCUCCUACCACCACUCCCAGCCCAUCCGGAACCCCUACCUGGAGGAGCCAGCGCCCCCCAGCCCCAGGCAGGAGCGGGGAGCCAGCCCACACCCCCCUCUGAGGGUGCCCCGGCCCCCCACGGCCUCGGCCGUGCUUUACAUCCCCUUCGACGACCCCCGAGUCCGCCAUUUCCCGCCGGCCCGGGCCCCGGCCGCCUACCUGGAGCCCGAGCCGGACGCCCCGUGCCGGCCCCCACCUGGGCCGCCCCCCCGUGGUAGGCAGGGACACAGGGGCCCCCGGGAGCAGCAGCCCCAGCUCAGGGCCUUCGAAUCCGGGGGCCGGGCCAGAAGAAGUGCCCGGAGGAAGGGGGAGACCAUCUUCUGCCUGGUGUCUGUGCCCACAAGGCCGGAGCCCCAGCCGGCCUGCACAGAUGGAGACAAGCACCUACGGCUGGGCUGCGGUGGCCAGGAGGGGCCGGCUCCCCAGGACCCUGUGCCGCAGACCCUAGUGGCCGGCCUGGCGGGGAGGCCUGAGUCCCCCGGACAGCGGCAGGGCCGGCCCCAGCUUGUGGUCCCUGUGGCACUCAGGGCCUGCCCUGGGCAGCCCCGCGGAGACCAACAGACACAGACCAGCCUGGGUGAGCGGCCACCCCUCUGCUCAGAGCUGACCGCCCAGCUCCCGGCCGGCCCUGAGCCCUGGGCACACACAGCCCUGGCGGCAGGCGGCCAGAGGCCCAGGCCGGGCACCCACAACCUCCGGGGCCAGAUGUCCCUCAGCCUGUCUGGCGGCAGUGCCUUCUCCAGGAUGUCCUCAGCCCCAGGGCCCCCUGCACGGCCUCCAGGGGCCCCCAGCCCCCCACCCCAAGCCGAGGUGGUGAAGGGCCAGCCCACCGGCCCCUGCAAUAGCCAGAAGCUGUUUGGCCAGUUCCUGCUAAAGCCGGUGAGUCGCAGACCCUGGGACCUCAUCAGCCAGCUGGAGAGCUUCAACAAGGAGCUGCAGGGCUCGGGGGGCAGUGGCCGGAGCAGCCCAGCGGACAGCCAGGCCAAGGGCUCGGGGGGCAGCGGCCGGAGCAGCCCAGCGGACAGCCAGGCCAAGGGCUUGGGGAGCUCUGGGGGCAGCAGCUGGGCACAGGCAGCUGAACUGGCCAUGGGCAGGGUGGUACCCACAGACCCUGAGAGCUACCUGGACAGAGUGGACACGGAGUCUGCCAGCCGAUGUGGGGAGCCGAGGCAGGGUGGCCCCCCUGCCCUGCUGGUGUCCCCAGGCUCCCGGCAGGGCAAUGAGUGUGGGGAGCUGCCUUCCUCUGCAGGGAGCCUGCGUCCAGGCAAGGCUGGGCCGGCCAGAGACUGGGCCGGCCCACCAGCGGUCAGCCCGAGGCCUGAGAAGAGGACCUCAGCCUCCAUCCUGAGUGCCACCCCCCUGGGGUGCCCGCCCAGCCCCCCUACACAGGGGGAGCCCUGGGUGAGAGAGAACCCCCCCGCCGCCGACCCUGCCCAGGCUGAGCUGGGCCCGCCGGGCACGCUCUCUCUGGCCAGUAGGGCGCGGGGGCUGUCGGCCCCUGACCUGAGGUCCAUGAGCCUGGCCGCAGGCUCGGAGCAGGGAGCGGGAGCAUCCAGCGGGCCUGGGGGCACAGCAGCCUCCCUGGGCGUCACCCCUUCCGAGAGCCUGCAGGCCAGGGCUGCCAGGAUCCUGGGCAUCGAGGUGGCCGUGGAGACCCUUCUGCCUGGCGGCCCAAGGGGGCCAAGCCCACCACCCGAGGAGGCCCGGGAGCCCGCCCACAGGCCGGCACCCAGCCCUGCACAGCCACAAGCCGCCCCGGACCCCUCCUACGGCCGUAGGAGGUGUGGCUGGACCGAGAGCCCUCUGUUUGUGGGGGACAGGGUCAGUGUCCGGCGGGGCACCCCGCUGCCCGAGUCCCAAGGAGUGAACAUGGCCGCCCCCGGCCCUGAGCCCUGGCCCUGCGGCCCCCGGGAGCCCAAGGCCUCCAGUCAGCAGGUGAACGCCACACCGGCCUGCAGGUCUACCUUAUUCCAUGUGCUGACCAGGCCCCCAGGGGACAGGUGGUCACGGGAUGCGUCCAGGGCCAUCGACAGCCUGCAGGAGCGGCCGGCCUGCCCGCCCCCCCGCCCAGCGCCCGGCCACUUGCUCAGGAUGCGUGAGGUCAGCGCCUUGUCACACUGCAGGCAGCUCGGCCCCCACAGCUCCGACUCCGAGGACGAGGAGGACCCCGGGGACCCGGCCCGCACCUCAGGGUGCUUCUCUGAUGUGUCCAGGGCUGCCCCUCUGCCGGCAGAAAACGGGCAUCCAGCAGCUCCGAGGGGCAGGGAUGUGACCCACUGCUGGUACCCAGAGUCCUAUGACCCCAGCAGAGUGGAGAAGGUGUGACGGCCGGGGACUCUGCAUCUGGAGCCGGGAAGCCCCUACUUGUGGACGCCAAGCCGCCGCCGGGCCCUCAGGGCCGUGCGGGUGUCCAGCUCGCAUGUGGUGUGGCCCAGCGGGCUGACCUCCCUGUGUGGACACCACACGCAGGACAGCUCAGCAGGGACCUGCAGGCCCUCCUCUGGGGGCUCGGCCGCCAAGGGCACCCGCCGGUCACCUGCCAGCAGAGGACGGACGGCCCUGUCCCUGUGUCCCUCAGGCCGCCCUGGCCAUGCACACGUGUCUGCCUUGCACUUGCUAGUAGCCAUUUUUAUACCCAAGACCUGGACCUUUGCUGAUCCUUUUAUGAAGGAAACAGUCGCUGGCUGAGAACAGACCAUUGUAGCAAAGUCUGUGUCUUUCUACAAACAAGGGAAAUCGCUAUUUUUCUGUGUUGUAAACAGUCGUCAGGUGGCAGGUUUUUAAGGAAGAGCGGUUUUCUUUAUAGAGUCUGCAGCUGCUGUGAGAGGAGCCCCGGGGUGGGCGCAGGUCUGCCAUGGGGGCCGUGGGCUGCGUGCAGGAGACCCCCUUCCCCAGAGCGUUUGCCCGGUGUGGCUGCAGGUUACAGUACCCCGCCCUCACCCACUGGGUCCUCUUUCUUUGUCCUUCUCCUCUACACAGAAGGGUCUUGGUGAAGAGCAGCCCUUCUCAGCCUCCGGAUGUGUCCUGGUCUUUGUCACUGUGUCACUCACAGUGCCCUGUGCCUGCUCUCGGAAUGGUGGCUGUCCCCACCUCCCCUCUCCCCUUCUCUCUCGCGCUGUCUCUCUCUCUGCAGUGCGGCCUGCUGCCCUCUGCUGCCCUCUGCACCCCAUGAACCCUCUUCAGGAGGACACCCUCACAGGGACGGGAGUCCCGCUGGGGUCUCCCCGCGGCCUGCCCAUGGGCCGGGGCCCCUCCAGUGGCUUGGCUCUCUCUGGCCGCCUGUCCCAGCUCCUGGCCUCUUCCUCGCAGCCCAGGGAGGUGGGCCAGGCCUCGGCGGGGACCCGGGGGCCGGGCCGGUGACUCCCAAGAGAGACAGACACACCUCCGCCCACUCGACAUGACACGCUGCUGAUCUUACGGCUUCAGCAUCUCCCUCCAGUGAGAGAGGAGGGUUCUGCCCCGUGUGCGCCACACACAAGCCACAAGGCG
This is a messenger RNA of Erinaceus europaeus (western European hedgehog), 4436 nucleotides long. It is a transcript of the gene JCAD, whose product is annotated as junctional cadherin 5 associated. Lineage: Eukaryota; Metazoa; Chordata; Mammalia; Eulipotyphla; Erinaceidae. The coding region runs from base 72 to 3272 and encodes 1066 amino acids. The transcript has 3 exons. The record is from RefSeq and is a predicted model, not a curated record. Gene Ontology annotation, cellular component: adherens junction; ruffle membrane. Gene Ontology annotation, biological process: positive regulation of blood vessel endothelial cell proliferation involved in sprouting angiogenesis.